AUGGAUUACACCCUGAAGAUUUCCGGUUCGCCUAUCCAUGGCUAUGGGAAUGUGGACUUCAAAGUCUACACUCAGACAGGGCCAACGACUCAACAAGAAGACGUCGACAUGGAUGGUGGCGCGUGGAUGACCCUUCCAACGUCUUCGCUCACCCUGACCACCCUCAACUUCGACGUGCAAUACCACAUCAUGAGCCUGCUCUCGCCCGCCGAUCUGUCACGUCUGAUGAGGACAUGCAGCUCCUACUUCGAGGCUGGCAUUGUCCUUCUGUGCUCACACUCAAAGAUCCCUUUGAACACAGUGUCUCAGGUCCUCUCCUUCGCCAAGUUUCUCCGCGUCUACGACCCGCAGCACACCCGCACUCCGCUCAUCCGGGAGCUCCACUUCAACCUUGAAGAGUACACGUUCACCCUCGCCAAAGGCGCGGCUUCCCCCAAUCCGGAUUCCUCGGGCUUCCCUUCGUCCUACUUCGCGCUCCCCGCCCACCACCCGCUGACGGAAGAGCACCUCAUGCGCGACGCCCGCAACCGCGCGCUCGAGACCUUCCUCACCCUCCUCCCCCAGUGCGCCGCCCUCUCCCGCCUCCGCAUCGACCGCUGGUACGACGACGCCCCGCCCUCGCUCCUCCACCACGCGCUCACGCACCUCACGCACCUCACCCACGUCCGCAUGCCGCUCUUCGCCCGCGGCGCCCUCGACCUCGCGUCCUUCGCGCGCCUCCCCCGCUCCGCUCCCUCGUCCUCCUCCCCUCGCGCAAGUGGCAGGAGGCCCCGGACGCCCUCGCCGCGCUCCUCCCGCUCGCGCCCACGCUCGAGGCGCUCGAGCUGCCCGUGUGCGGCUGGCGCGCGCCCGCCGCGCCCUUCCCGCGCGUGCACCGCUCGGGAUCGAGUUCCCGCACGCGGACCGCGACCUCCCCCGCGUCCUCGCCCGCGCCUUCCCCGCCCUCCCCGCCUCGCCCUCCGCGGCGCGCGCCCGCUCCACCUCUGCGGCACCGCGCGCGCCCGCGCGGAGGACGCGUGCGCCCGCGAGCGCGCGCAGGCGCAGUGGCGCGCGCUCGCGCGGGACGGCGCGGUGUGGCCGUGGCCGGACCUCGAGAGCGUGGCGGGCGAGAGCGCGUGCGCGCUGCACGCGCUCGCGCUCCCGCGCGCCGUCCGCCGCCUGUCCGUCGCGUUCGCCGCGUCCGAGCCCGCGGCGGCGGGGGACGCGAUGCUCGCGCGCGUCCUGUGCGACGCGCGCCCCGCGUGCCUCGAGGUCCGGGUCACGAACGCGCACUUCAAGUACAACCCGUUCCCGGCGCGGUUCGGCGCGCUCGCGCGGAUGGGCCGCGCGCACGCCGACGCGCGCGCCCGGGAGCGCGGCGGAGGAGACGCCAGUGGUGGCGACCCCGUCGCGGCGGACGACGGUGGCGGGGAGGCCGCGAUGGGCAUCCGCCGGUUCGUGCUCUCCCUCGAGGGCGACAGCGUCCCGGACUACGUCCAGGUCGCCGCGAUCCUCCUCGUGCGACGAGCUGCACGGCGCGCUCGCCCGCUCGCCGUCUCCCACGUCCUCGUCCGGCACACCGUCGCGCCCUUCCGCGCCGCCGCGGAGCACACCCGGCGCAUCGUGCACGCGCUCCGCGCGCACGCCGCCCCGCGCGCCGCCGCCCUCGCCCUCGCCGCGCCCGCGCUCGCGUGGGUCGGCGUGCUCGUCGAGCUCCCCGCGGCGCCCGGCGCGCCGCGGUGGCUCCGCGCGUGGCGCGUCGUCCGCCCCGCCCCUCGCCGGGAUCGGUUCGCGUUUGGGGACGCGCGGGUGCGGGAGGGGAGGGGAGGAAGGGAGAGAGGAGGGCGGGCGGGCCCGGGCGUGGUGUUGGCGGAGGUGGGCGAGGGGGAGGCCUGGGAGGAGCUCGCGCGGGAGGGCAUGGUCGAGGCGGGGGACGGAGCGGCCUGGUGA
Molecule: messenger RNA, 1929 nt
Organism: Epithele typhae
Lineage: Eukaryota; Fungi; Basidiomycota; Agaricomycetes; Polyporales; Epitheliaceae
Exons: 4
Coding region: 1-1929 (642 amino acids)
Molecular function (GO): protein binding
Source: RefSeq, a predicted model, not a curated record